ACUGAGCUAACCGGCCAUAUCUAAUUCGAAUAGUGACGUAAUAUAACAAUCAAGGAAUAAACGAAACCUACGGAACCGAAAGGUAAAUCUUCCUGGCUGGUAACUCCUUACUGACGAACUUCCGAUCUUUACGGAGUCUUUACAACAUCCUCCAUUAGCCACACGUCUGAACCAGGAUGUCAGUGCAGUUCUCCGGCUGGGAGGUGUUUGACGAUGGCGCUUCUUUUCCUGGUUUGGAGCUGGACUCGUCCCAGAAACCCCAAAGCAGGGGCGUCUACACCAUGUACCACGGGACCAGCAUCACCAGUGCACGAGUCAUCAUUGCCAACGGUUUUAAACAGUCUUCAAAGGGCAUGCUGGGAAUGGGCGUGUAUGUCAGUCGUAAUAUAAAAAAGGCGACAGCUUAUCCUCUGAAAAGUAAUCCUACGGACCGAGUUGUCCUUCAGGUACAUGUGCGCGUUGGCCGUGUCAAGCGCAUUGACAAGGACAACCAUCCCAUGCAGCAAACAUGGCACUCACAUGGCUACGACACUGCUUGGGUGCCCCCCAAAGUUGGCCUCCUAGCAGUGCGCAGUGGCCUGGAGGAGGACUGUGUGUUUGAUCCCAAAAGAGUGAAAGUGGUAGGCAUCGCAAAGGCACCAAAUGAUUCCAUACAGAAAGAACUUCAAGAGCUUCUGAUACAAUCAUCUGGAAGAGGAGGUGAGGGUGCUGCAGAGGUGUGUUCACUGUGUAAGAGAAAGACCCAGCAGGGCGCUCCACACAUCAAGCAGCAGUGCUGGGAGUGUGGGAAAAACAUCUGCAUUCUCAUGUCCAAGCAUUUCUGUCCAGCCAAACCCUGACGGGGUGAGGGAAGUCAGUCUAUGCCAGAGCCGUCAGAGUGUCCUUUAGCCAGGCGCUGUUGACAUUUCAAACUGAUCCCUACCCCUUCCCACUCUGUGAUAUAGUCAACAUAUUGUGAGCCAUAAUAGGGGCAUGAAUAUGCUUUUUUAGGACCUUCCCUUUCCUGUAGUGUGUUAUAUUGGUUUAUGUGCAUGUAAAUGUUCUGCAAAGGCUAAUAUCUCUGUGUUCCCUGCCUGAAAUGCCUCCAUUGGACUCCUUUGUUUACUUCUGUAACAUCCAAUACAUGUUCCAAUAUUGUACGUGACGGGUUAAGGGGCGGGACAUCUCUAAGAUCACAGCAGAGCCGGCCAGCUAACAAAUCAGAGCAGACUGGGCUCUGGUUUCAGACAGAGGGUGAACAGAGGUAAUGCAGCACAGGCAGUAUGAGAAAAAUAAAGAGCUUUUUGAACAUUAAAGCAUGGAGACAUGUCACAGUAGAGACACUACAUAGAAAUAUGAACCUGAAAAUGAGUAUUAUAGAGCGCCUUUAAAUCUUCAUUCGCUGUAAAGGUUGGCCAUAUGACGUAAUGAUUGAUUGAUAAACAUGUUUGCUAAACUCCAAUUUGACUUUUAAAUUAUCCCAGUUGUCCUCAGUGUUAUCCUGCCACCUGCCUGUGCUCUUUAAUGUGUCUUCUAGCGUUUUCUGUUAGUUAUUUCUUGUGUAUGUUUGCUUGUUUCCUGUUUCCUUGCCCCCUUAAGGACCAACACAAUUAUCCUGAUAGACGCAGCGGGUAACGUGACCUUCACAGAGCGCACCAUGCCCACCUGUGACACGAACAAAUGGAGCACCAAUUCUUUCCAGUUCAAACUGGAGGUGUGAAGACGUGAUGGAGGAAACCCACUCUGUGCCUUUCUGCACCCCCCCCCCCCCCCCCCCCCACUUCAUUACAGCAGCUGUGUGAACAUGAAGUCUCUUCAGCACUUUUUCUUCAGCUAGUCGAUACUAGCUUCCUCAUUAAAAUCUGUGAUAUGUAUUUCUUAUUCUAGAUUUAAGUUAAGAUGCAUCUUUUGAAAAUGUGUGCUAAUUUAAAAAUUUGCCAAAGAACAUUUUGUGGAGAAAAAUGUAUUUAACGUGCAUUUUACAAAACAGCAGGGUUGAGUUGCUAAUUCGUUACAGAUCGCUGGUGAUCUGCUUUCAAAUGCAAUCAAUACCGAUAAUUGUAGUGUUUGGACACUCAUGAGUACAAAUGUUCAUAAUGACAAGCCUAACUUCAUAUCAAUAUGGAAGAUCAUUUGUAAAUCCAUCUCCAUUGUUCCUGUCUUUUAAUGGAAAGAAAUGAUCUGAAUCACUGGGCUAAAGCUGCUGCACAUUGUCAACUGUUAUUGAGCAGUGACCCCUACUGGAGAUUUAAGAUAUUGCACUUCUCAUGUAAUCAUCCCAUAAGUACUGUUGUAGGUAAAAGACGUUUAA
Molecule: messenger RNA, 2290 nt
Organism: Trematomus bernacchii (emerald rockcod)
Lineage: Eukaryota; Metazoa; Chordata; Actinopteri; Perciformes; Nototheniidae
Exons: 2
Coding region: 177-839 (220 amino acids)
Cellular component (GO): cytoplasm
Molecular function (GO): NAD+ poly-ADP-ribosyltransferase activity
Source: RefSeq, a predicted model, not a curated record